Molecule: messenger RNA, 932 nt
Organism: Periconia digitata
Lineage: Eukaryota; Fungi; Ascomycota; Dothideomycetes; Pleosporales; Periconiaceae
Source: the annotation of a GenBank genome assembly
UCCUCUCCUCAUCCUUGCUUGCAAAUUCCGACAACAAGUGGUGGCCUGUUCCCACAUGCCCAACUACACAUUCAUCGCUACAGACGAGCGCGGCGUGGUCAAGAAGGACGACAACAAGCUAAUACGAAGCUCAUGCAUGCGCGGUAAAAACGAGCGUCACGAUUCACGCCGUGUUAAACGACGCACAAAACGAUAUGCCUCACAAUCCACCGAACCACAGACAUCGGCCAAUGGCACACAAGCAGAGGAUCAAGACGGCUCUGUCGACGUGGUGGAUAUCCCAGCUACAAACACAUUAGGCGCCAUCCUGGCGGCCAGGGUGAUUGGCACUCCUCUCACUGAAGCACAUGUCUCCGAUGCGUCACUAUACAGCUUCAUAAACAAGGUGGACCGUCCUUCGCGGGACAUCAUGUUCAAAUAUCUCACAUUCAGUGUCUCCAUCGAUCUCCUGUAUCCUGUGGGGAAAUGUCUCAAAUACCCACCCAUUGAUAAUUUCAUGGUACUGAUGAUGAAGAACCCGCCUCUCUUGGAGUUGACACUACUAAUCACUCAUUCUAUCCACGAUUUUGUACUACAGAGAUCUCCUUCUGUUUUGACAAUAACUCAUCUACGCAAAACUCUCGCCCACCUUAAUGCCUUGAUUACUCAGCACCCAAGCGAAGAGAAUAUCUUUAUCAUUGUUUUCCUGGCUCUUGGCUUGGGUAACAUGGCGGCCAUGUUUGGCGAUUACUCUGCCACUAGCGCCCAUAUACAGGGUUUGCAGCGGAUCGCAACCAUCAAGGGCGGCAAAGAGCACCUUGAAAGAUUUCCAAAAUUUAACUUCAAAAUCAGUCGGUACGUCCUGUACCUCCCAAAACUACCCGCGAAGGCAACGAUACCUAUUUGUGACCCAUCCGCACCCGUUAAGACCACCCCAGCUACCACCAACUAAC